UAACCGGAAGCAUAUGGUUUAUCACAGACUCUUUGAUCUCCUGUAGUUUAUCUGAAUUAUCUCCUCACACUUUAAGGAUUUCGGCUGCACAAAGAGGACUCAAGCAAGCACCUACACACAAUGUUUGUCAAGAGAACCAUAUUAGUGGCUGUCCUUGCUGUAGCUUUGGGCAUUUAUCUGUUACCAUCUCCAAUAGAUCCCAAACCACACAUAUUGAAGGGCCCUCCUCCUGCUCUCGAGGGGCCCCUGGCGGUGAACACCCAUUUACAGAAUGGGCACAGGUUAUUCACAGGGAAACUCCAUGGACCAGAAUCUUUCGCAGCUGAUGAACAAGGUAAUGUUUAUACUGGCACUGUAGACGGGAAGCUGUGGAAAAUUGAUCCUGAUGACCACCUGACUCUUAUCACUCAUAUGGGACAAAAUCUAAAGGGAUGUGGCAGCUCUCCGGAGUUUGAACCCCUAUGUGGCCGUCCCCAUGGCAUUCGUUUGAAUCGUGAUGGUCAACUGAUUGUUGCAGACUCAUAUUUAGGGCUGUUUAGUGUGAACCCUCAGAGUGGAGAGAAGACUCUGCUCUUGCCUAACUCACAAGGUGCAAACGGAGUUGCCUUUGCUUUUUUAAAUGGCCUGGAGAUUUCUUCUAAAACAGGUAUAAUCUAUUUCACUGAUUCAUCGAGUCGCUGGGGCCGCAGACAUGUCAAACUAGAAGUGAUUGAACUGAACAGCCUUGGUCGUCUCCUCUCCUAUGAUCCUCAGACGGGACAUGUGCGUGUUCUGCUUGACUCUCUCUUCAUGCCCAAUGGGAUUGCCCUUUCUCCAGAAGAGGACUUCCUGCUGUUUGCAGAGACCAGCAUUGGACGUAUUAUGAGAUACUGGCUGAAAGGAGACAUGGCUGGUACCAAGGAGAUAGUCAUGGAUAACAUGAUUGGUUACCCCGACAAUAUCCGCCUUAGCAACCAUAGGACAUUCCUGGUUGGCAUAACAACUCCUCGCUUCAGGAAGUUCAUGCCUCCCUUCCUGGAUAUGAUCGCACCAUACCCAGCCAUCAAGCGCUUCCUGGCUAAAGUAGUUCCUUUGAGCUGGUAUAAUAUUCUACUGCCCCAGUAUGCUCUUGUCCUGGAGCUGGGAAUGGAUGGGAACCUUUUAGGAAGUCAUCAUGAUCCCGAGGGCAGACUGACGUGGGCCAUCAGUGAAGUCUUUCAGCACAGGGGCAGAACAUACCUGGGCAACACUGAGCUCCCCUUUCUGCCUGUGCUGGAGUCAUGGGAGCAGAGUUGAUAGAAGCCAAUCACAGGACUAAAGCCUAUAUAGACCGAAGCAUAACAGAACUAAAGCUAAAAGGACUAAAGUACUCUUGAGAUUACCCACUUUUCCUCUCUUCAGUCUCUGUAAUGCCCCUAAUUAGCCCUUGGGCAUUCAUUCUGGAUGCCUGAGCAAAGCUUAUACUGUUCCUAGAAGGUGCUAAGAGGGUGCUAUAAGGUUGUCCUUGAGGUUUUUAAUUGAAACCCUGUUUGUACAUUUCUAAAUAUCCUAGAACAGAGACAAAAAUUUGGGGGAGACUAGGGUAACCAUCCUAGAUCCCAGUCGUACGUGAGCAAUCAGUUGAGUGCUGUAAAUUGACUUUAUUUUUGCCAGUUCUACUGCAAACAUUCUUGCAUGGUAACUAAUAUAAGGACUAUUUGUAUAAAUAAACUGACAUUUUUACCA
Messenger RNA from Boleophthalmus pectinirostris (great blue-spotted mudskipper), 1704 nucleotides. RefSeq lists its product as uncharacterized. The transcript has 9 exons. Gene Ontology annotation, molecular function: strictosidine synthase activity. The record is from RefSeq and is a predicted model, not a curated record. Gene Ontology annotation, biological process: biosynthetic process. Bases 121 to 1275 code for a protein of 384 amino acids. Lineage: Eukaryota; Metazoa; Chordata; Actinopteri; Gobiiformes; Gobiidae.